Messenger RNA from Gordionus sp. m RMFG-2023, 2216 nucleotides. RefSeq lists its product as uncharacterized. NCBI's taxonomy places the organism in Eukaryota, Metazoa, Nematomorpha, Gordioida, Chordodea, Parachordodidae. The transcript is spliced from 12 exons. The record is from RefSeq and is a predicted model, not a curated record. The coding region runs from base 1 to 2190 and encodes 729 amino acids.
AUGGUUUUAAAUUUGAGAAACCCUAGAAGUUCUAACGCGACGUUAUCUUCCCUGCUGAAGAAUAUAUCGAGGGAUGAAAUAGAACCGAGAAAAAUAUCCAAGCAACAUUCCAAGAUUCUCGAAAAUUCUAGAAGCCUUUCGAAGAAAGAAAAGGUUUCAUUCUCAGCUUCGAGUUCCUCUUCCUCUUUAUCGGGCCAGGAUACGGGAGACAUACUCAAAAACCAAAUUUCCUUUUCUUCUUCCGAGUCCAAUUCUUCCCCCAGGAUUAGCAAAGCUAGCGAUGAUAGCCAAGACAUUUCCGAAGGCUCAAAUUCUUCUGCUAAAAGAGAUGCCAAGAAACGGCGGGAUAGCGUGAAAGAUUUCGCGGAUAAAAAUAAGAAUCAUGAAGAAGAUAAAAUUAAAAGUCUGGAUAUUGGUAAAAAGUCUAAAGAGCAAUCCUUCAGCAGUGAUGAUGGCGAAAACUCUGUAAUAGCAGAAAAAACGAGCGAUAUAAAUGCCCCUUCCGGGCGUCUCACAAAUAAAAGGGUUAGUUAUUCGGCGGAAACGAGCAAAUACAAACCGGAAAAUUUAAAAAUGAAAAGCGGAAAUGAGAGCGAAAGUUUAGAAGAGCGGAGUUCGAAGGGUUCGGGUCUCACCACAGCCAAUCACGUGUAUAAUGAUCGAACGUUAACGGGUAAAAAGGAUUAUCAGAGAUACGAUGGCAAAAUGAGUGACCAGAAGAUGGUCGAAAGUAUCGAUUUUAGCGACGAUUCCAUUAGCGGAUAUGGUUCUAAUCCAAAGGCUACCCGUAGAGGCUUAGGUGACACCAAAUAUUUGGAGUCUCCUAGCCGUAAGAAUAGUGUCAAUACCAUGGCUAUAAUUGAUAACUCGUUUUCCAAGCCCGACAGAAAAAGUUCUUUGAAAAUAGAUUCUUCGAACAAAUCGAGAUCUGUAACUACGGAGGAUUCUAAGGAUUCCAAGGGCGGAAGAAGAGAUUUACCUGGGAUCAAAAACAAAGUUACGAUCAUGGAAACCAUUCAUGAUCACGAGAAAAAUCGACUGCCAACCCCUAAUUUAUCAAGCAUUCAAAAAGGAAAUAGCGUCAAGUCGCAAAUAGAUAAUAAUAAACUAAGCGACUCCCAAAUGAACGUCAUAGUCGAAAAGCACCCUAUUUACAGGGCCAAAAGCGUGAACGUAGCCGACAUCAACAAAGGAAGCUACAAAGAUUCUUCCGAUCUGGAUAAAUACGUGAAUGGGAUGGUUACCGAGGAAUAUUCAUCCACGAAAAACGAGAUGAAGAUGUUGAGAGAAGAAUUCAUGUCUUUUAAAAAUGAAACUAGAGAUAGCAUCCGGCAACUGAGUCACGUGAUGGAUAAAUUUUCUUCUAUCGAACCAAAGACUAGGGAUUCACUCUCAACUGAUCGCUUUGGAAGGAAGGCAUCAAACCAAACUCAAACUGACGCCUUGAUCCAGAGAAUCGAAAAUCUUGAGAAAAUUUGUUACGAGCUAACCCGAACUAUAAAAGACAACAAUAAAUAUGGGAGCCCAAAGGAUUUUAACGAUUCGGGACUCGUGGACGAACGUACCGACAAAACUUUGGGAAGUAACCGAAGCCUGACACAGUACGACGAGGGUUUCGACGAAGGACUCAGAGAACACCGUGCAACAGAUGGAUUGAAUUAUAAAUACACUUCAAGCCGAGACAGAUCACCCUCAUAUCUACAGGACAUGUCAAACAUCGAUCUCGAUUUCCAGAACAAUAUGUGCGAGAAGGAAAAUAGGAACGAUUUCCUGGACGAUAAUUCCUUACUGCUUUUAUAUUCCCCAGAAUUUAUAUACGAUCCAAUCAUGGACGGAAUAUCCCAAAAGAUCAAAUCCAUUCAAAACAGAUUUCAUAAAGAAGCUCUCAUGCUGAGUCAAACUUUAAAAGACAGUUUGAACAGGGACAGCGACAAACUAACCAGAUUACGUUACAUGGAAACUUUCGAUAAAGCUGACAAGUUUGCAUCGUUCGAUCUCGACUCAAUGUUGGAUUCUCAAUCGGAAUCUUCAUCAAUAGAAUAUUAUUACCCAAAAAUUCGGCGCGAAAAGGCGGGAAGCGGUAACUGCUCGGAGAGAAAAAAGCGCGGGAACGAAUAUUCAAAAUUUUGUCCCCAAUUACACCUUGGACCGAAGAAUGAACUAAUCAUCCAAAAUAGUGAAAUUAUCUAAAAAAAAUUUAAAAAAUCCUCAAUUUU